AUGGUUCGUCUACCACUGCCUCAGCGCUUCAUCAGCUCCAAGAGCGCAACUCCCAUUCAGCAGAGUCGAAAUCAAAGUCCAUUGAGGUCGCCAAUGGACUCUACGCUGACACUCAAGGUCAAUGUGAUCAAGGGAAGGGACUUAGCUGCAAAGGACAGAGGUGGCACGAGUGAUCCUUACCUGGUCGUGUCUCUGGGAAGCGCACGCGAGUCGACUCCAACGAUCAGCAAGACUUUGAAUCCUGAUUGGAAUGUUACCUUUGACCUACCCAUUAGCGGGGUACCUCUCUUGGAGUGUGUCUGCUGGGACCGUGAUCGCUUUGGGAGGGAUUAUAUGGGAGAAUUCGAUAUUCCAUUAGAGGAGAUAUUUGCCGAAGGUGAAACUCAACAUCAGGCAAAAUGGUACACAUUAGAGUCCAAGCGGAGACGGCGCAAGAAGAAGGAGAGUAUAGUUUCUGGUCAGAUUCUCAUCCAGUUUUCUCUGCUCGACACUGCCAAUCUCGGCGCAAACCCUGCCGAUACCUACCGAAAGUUCAGAUCUAUCGUGUGCGCUGUAGAAGAAGAAGAAGACGAUACAGCGCUGGAAUCGGUCGAUCAGGAUGAAAACGACAAGGAUGAAGAAUCUUCGGACGAGAACGAUGACCCAACCAAAUCCGAAGUCGUUGAAAAGCGAAGGCGUCGGUUGCGUAUCGCACGACUUAAGCGCAAAUCUCUUGCCGCGAGAGCAUAUCAAUUUUCAGGUGCCUCGAAUGGCGUUCAAGGAGUCAUAUUUCUCGAGAUCAAUAGGAUCAGCAACCUGCCGCCAGAGAGAAACAUGACUCGAACCUCCUUCGAUAUGGAUCCUUUCGUAGUAACGUCACUGGGACGAAAGACUCUUCGUACGAGAGUCAUCCGUCAUAAUUUGAACCCCGUCUAUGACGAAAAGAUGGUGUUUCAAGUCAUGAAACACGAACAGUCGUACACCAUGAGCUUCACAGUGGUUGAUCGUGACAAAUUGUCUGGAAAUGAUCUUGUGGCAACCGCCGAGCUCCCGCUUCAAACACUGAUAGCAGCUGCUCCAGAGGCCGAUCCCGAGACUGGCCUAUACAAGCUACAGGAGCCAUCUAAACCAGGUCAGCCAUUGCAGUCUCAAAGGUCGCGCUUCCGGUUGCCCAUGUCGCGCUCCAACUCUGCAAGUAGCCUGGGCAAAUCAUCGAAACCAACUUUAUCAUCUCAGUCAUCCAGCCCUUCACUUAUUACCACACAAACUAGGUCUGAUCAAUCUCUCCCUACCCCUCCUACUAGCGUCCCUUCCGAGAUGAGUAACCCACUUCUUGACGUCCCGAGCAUCAGCAAUCUUGCACCAAAGAUUGAUGAAACACCCCCGCCGCCCCAAAGCUCUCCGGAUAGCGAAGAUCUAAAGACAUAUACAAUCCCGCUUCUGCUGAAGAACAAGGAGCGGUGGGAAGACAAAUACUCUCCGGAACUCUACAUAAAAGCAAAAUAUAUGCCGUAUAAAGCUCUUCGGCAGCAGUUUUGGAGGGUCAUGCUCAAACAGUACGAUGCUGAUGACAGCGGUCGGCUUAGUAAAAUAGAACUCACAAGCAUGCUUGAUACGCUUGGGUCGACUUUGAAAGAAUCUACAAUCGAUAGCUUCUUUAGCAGGUUCUCUGCUGAGAACGAGUCCGGCGAAUUUAACGAUUUGACCUACGAUCAAGCCGUGAUAUGUUUAGAAGAUGCUCUUCAGAAGGUACAGAAGAGUAGCUUUGGUAGAGUUGACUCCAAGCUUCGGAAACUAAUACCAGGCUCUCUAUCUUCGUCCGGGGACCGUAGCCCAGACACUUCUUCUGGCGCGGAUGAAACGACUGAUUUAGAGGGUGCAGAUGGUCAACCACAGCAACUGGAUUUGUCCGAGUUUCCGGAGGGAGAGCAGCCGUCUCCAGGAUAUGGUGAACUCGUACCUGAUGACCUUGCCGACGAACGAGGUGAAGAGCAUGUCAUCGAAAUCGGAGAAUGUCCGCUAUGCCACCAGCCACGUCUGAGCAAAAGAUCCGACGCAGAUAUCAUCACCCACCUUGCCACGUGCGUUAGUCAAGACUGGCGACAGGUUGAUAACCUUGUCAUGGGUGGCUUCGUCACUUCUAGCCAAGCACAGCGCAAGUGGUAUAGCAAAGUCGUUACUAAGAUUGGUUAUGGUGGAUACCGACUCGGUGCCAAUUCAGCGAAUAUCUUGGUACAAGACCGCAUCACUGGUCAAAUAAACGAAGAGAAAAUGAGCAUCUAUGUCCGUCUUGGUAUUCGCUUGUUAUACAAGGGUAUCAAAAGCCGUGAUAUGGAGAAGAAGAGAAUUCGGAAGAUGCUCAAAUCUCUUAGUAUAAAACAAGGCAAGAAAUAUGACGAUCCAGCAUCUGCUAGUCAGAUUGAAGGCUUCAUCAAUUUCCAUCGACUCGACAUGUCAGAGGUUCUGGAGCCAGUGGAGAAUUUCAAAACAUUCAAUGAAUUUUUCUAUCGCAAAUUGAAGCCGGGCGCAAGACCUUGUUCAGCUCCUGACGAGCCGAGAAUCGUCGUCUCUCCUGCUGAUUGUCGCAGUGUGCUUUUUGACCGCAUCGAAGAAGCUACUAAAAUCUGGAUCAAAGGUCGAGAGUUCUCUAUAGAGCGUUUGUUGGGAAAGGCCUAUCCGGAAGAUGUUUCACGUUAUAAAAAUGGCGCUCUUGGGAUAUUCCGGCUUGCUCCCCAGGACUAUCAUCGCUUCCAUAUUCCAGUGGACGGAGUCCUUGGCACUCCUAAGCCCAUCGAAGGUGAAUACUAUACAGUGAACCCUAUGGCUAUUCGCUCUGCGCUCGAUGUCUAUGGGGAGAAUGUUCGAGUACUAGUACCCAUAGACUCUGUCUGUCAUGGUCGGGUAAUGGCGGUAUGUGUUGGUGCCAUGAUGGUUGGAAGUACCGUGAUUACUCGCAAGUCCGGUGAGAAGGUAUCUCGUGGCGAGGAAUUAGGAUAUUUUGCAUUCGGUGGCAGUACAGUUGUGUUGCUCUUCGAACCUGGAAAAAUCAAUUUUGAUAGUGAUCUAGUUGAUAACUCCAAGGGUGCCCUCGAAACACUGAUCCGUGUAGGCAUGUCCAUUGGCCACAGCCCAGAUGUGCCUCAAUUCGAGCCUGACGUGCGGCAAAAGGAGCAUGAGAUCUCCCAGGAGGAGAAAGAGGAGGCUAACCGCAGGAUCGUGGGUUGA
Molecule: messenger RNA, 3204 nt
Organism: Talaromyces marneffei
Lineage: Eukaryota; Fungi; Ascomycota; Eurotiomycetes; Eurotiales; Trichocomaceae
Exons: 7
Coding region: 1-3204 (1067 amino acids)
Biological process (GO): phospholipid biosynthetic process
Molecular function (GO): phosphatidylserine decarboxylase activity; calcium ion binding
Source: RefSeq, a predicted model, not a curated record